UCUCUUCUGCACCCCCCUGACCCCUAACUUUGCUGCAUUAGAUUGCACCAGGAUCUCACUUCCCUAAUCAGCAAAUUACUACUUUCCCAUUCUCUUUUUGGAGUUAAUUUCACACACACAUACACAAAAAGAGUUUGGUUCUUCAGGAUCAAGUAUCAGAAUAAUCAUGGGCGAUUCUUCUGCAUCAUAUAUACAUAUGGUGCAGCAUCUGAUAGAAAAGUGUUUGAUCUUCAACAUGACAAAAGAAGAGUGCAUGGAAGCACUCUCCAAGCAUGCCAACAUCAAACCUGUCAUCACUUCCACUGUUUGGAAUGAACUUGAAAAGGAAAACAAGGAAUUCUUUGAAGCCUACGCACAAUCUCAAAGCAAACAAGACCGAAUGUCAGAGGAAGAGACAAGUCAAAUGAUCCAGAGGAUGAUCUCGGAUUCCUCUAAAGACGCCGACGAAUAAUAUAAUAUUGCCAAUCGAAAACGAUCUCUCCUUGGUGUUCUGCUUCGUGGUAGCCCUCCUUCUCUCUUCCACGUCCAGCCAAACAUAUAACACCAAAAUUGAAAUUAUUUUAUUUUGAUUAUCAAUGGUCCCUUCUCCAAAUAAAAUCUAGGCUACCCUAAAUACAAUAACCAAUAAUUAUAUGCCAUGUCAAAAUUUCAAGGAUUAAAAUACAAUGGGUAUUCUUGUAAUUUCAUUUUAACAUGAUGUACUUAUGUGUUGAAUGAUGAUCGGAUAGAUCAUCAUUAUAUUUAUUAUAUAUGUAUAUGAAGCUGAAGAUUGUCGUUCGAUAUGUUUUAUUCUAUGUAAAUAGGAGGGGAUGAUAGUUAUGAUUCUUAUGUUAAAAAAAAAUAGAGGCAACAUCUGAAAAUCUGCGUCAUCCUUUGUCUUUGCAUAAAAUUUUUGGCUUUGCUUUGUCUGAUAUUAUUGGUAGACUAUACAUGGCUGGUUGUGGCAUUUUUUUUGUUAUUACUGUUAUUAUUGUGGAUUAAUAAAUAGAGUAAAAUUAAAAACAGUGGGGACUCAUAGAACUUAGCCUUUAGCAGCCUGGUCAGAGAUAGUCCUGGAGAAGCCGGAAGUCUGAAUUAAUCGAGUGCUUAUCGGUGUAUUCACUUCAAUUGGAUUUUGUUUUUUUUUUUUUUUUUUUUUUUCUGGGCAUUCAAAAUGAAUGGGAAAGUCGAGAGUUUUUAACACUUGAAACAGGAACUAUGGCAUGGCUGUGGGUGGGUUCUGGUUGGAGCUAUAUCCACCUUCAUGUGCAUAUGAACCUAACGCUCGAGUCUCUCGAGCGCAUUUUGAAAUACAUUGUCCUCCUGUAAGUAUUUUGAUGAUCAAAUAAGUAUUAGUUAAUUAUCCAGAAAUAAAGGAAAAAUAAACAACAAAAUAUAUAAAAGAAUUGGCCGACAAGAAAUAAUGUUGAAAGUCUUCAAUUUUUACUUGGACCACACCUAAGAAGGCAAAAUCCCACCCUUUGGCCCAGCUUCCAAAUAAUGCCGUGUAUCCUUCAAAUUGUUGUUCUGCUACUAGACUUGCAUUUACUUGUUAAACUCGUUCUCUGCUAAGCUAAGUUUUAAGAUCUGCCUAGUAGGCCAGUGACCUUAUCUUUCCAUGAUUCCAUCAUUGUUUCGACAAAAAUCUCCCUCCCAACAAGCCC
Durio zibethinus is the source of this 1643-nucleotide messenger RNA. RefSeq lists its product as uncharacterized. Lineage: Eukaryota; Viridiplantae; Streptophyta; Magnoliopsida; Malvales; Malvaceae. The record is from RefSeq and is a predicted model, not a curated record.